Molecule: messenger RNA, 6716 nt
Organism: Belonocnema kinseyi
Lineage: Eukaryota; Metazoa; Arthropoda; Insecta; Hymenoptera; Cynipidae
Gene: Ack
Product: activated CDC42 kinase 1
Exons: 5
Coding region: 679-4581 (1300 amino acids)
Biological process (GO): protein phosphorylation
Molecular function (GO): ATP binding; protein tyrosine kinase activity; protein binding
Source: RefSeq, a predicted model, not a curated record
UUUCGUCCAAUAAUCCAAUUUCGCGUUUUUUCUCAAACGGUUCUCAAUUCUCAUUGACUCGGACUCGACACUCUGCAGGAUAGCGACUUGAAAGUGGAAGUGGGUGGACAUGCAAUAUCGUUUGACGUCGCGUCGCCCUGGGUGUAAUAUCGGCCCUCCCGUGGGAAAUCGCGACUCUCAUUUAAGGUUACUUUUCGGGCAACAAUAAAGUGCUAUGUAGUAUGUGAGAAAUACGCUCGCUCGGUGAAAGUCCGUUAGCGGUUGCCAGUAGCCUCGUCAAAGUUGGAAUUCGUUGCGACUUCCUUCGAUCCUUUUCCUAAUAGUGGUUCUUACGUUUCGCAUCUGCUGCCCUGUCGUUGUGGCACUUUGACGUAAACAGCUACAUUUGUUAUCUUCCUUGAAAGUCGCAAACGGGAAAAGCCCCGUUGGAAAAAAACGCCUGUUGUUUCGAUCUAUGCUGUAAACGUAAACGAGAUGUCCUUCGAUGUCAUCGGACGAAUCCUUCGGUGCCUGCCGCACUUGCUGGUGCAACCAAAUCAAUUCAAUUCGCAGUUUCUUUGCAGUGGUGAUUGUCUCUUAUCCUCUGUCAAAAAUCAAUUGGGAGGAUAAAGAACAAUGCUAUAACGACUGCUAACUAACUUCUUACGGACCUACCGCGAAAGCACUAAUCAAGAGACAAUGGCGGACGACGAGGGAACAGAGUGGUUGCAAGAGUUGCUGCGUGAUGUGCAGCUUAGCCAGUUCUUUACUAGAAUUCGUGACGACCUACAAGUUACAAGAUUGCAUCACUUUGAUUAUGUGCAGCCGGAGGAUCUAGAAAAAAUCGGUUUAGGAAAACCGGGCAUUAGGCGAUUGCUGGAUGCUGUUAAGAAAAAACGUGCUGCUCAGUGGAAGAAGACUUUCAUCACAAAGAUUAAACCUGGGAGCAGUGCAAAAAGUAAUAAGCGUAACUCGCAACCUAUCGAAACUCCUUCCGUACUGACUUGCCUGAUUCAAGACAAGGAUGUCACUCUAUCCAUUAAACUGGGAGAUGGAAGCUUCGGCGUUGUUAGGAGAGGAGAGUGGACAUCUCCUUCUGGGCGAACUUUGCCAGUUGCUGUUAAAGUUCUGAAAGCAGAUGCUCUCACCCAACCGAGUGUGAUCGAAGAUUUCGUAUCAGAAGUGCAAUCUAUGCACAAUUUAGAUCAUCAAAAUCUAAUUAGGUUAUAUGGAGUCGUCCUGUCGCAGCCAAUGAUGAUGGUGACAGAAUUGGCACCAUUGGGCGCCUUAUUGGAUUACUUGCGUAAGCAAUGCAGUCACAUUUCGGUUCUCACUCUUUGCAAUUACGCAUUGCAAGUAGCUACCGGAAUGGCAUAUUUAGAAGCGAAGCGCUUCCUCCAUCGAGACCUCGCUUGCAGAAACGUCCUACUGAGUUCAGUUGACAAAGUAAAAAUCGGAGAUUUUGGACUCAUGCGGGCCCUACCACAACAAGAAGACUGCUAUAUUAUGACCGAGCACAAGAAAGUUCCUUUUCCUUGGUGUGCACCGGAAUCUCUGAAAGCGCGACAAUUCAGUCACGCCUCGGAUGUAUGGAUGUUUGGAGUCACUCUCUGGGAAAUGUUAACCUUUGGCGAGGAGCCUUGGGUCGGUCUGAAUGGUUCAGAAAUUCUCAGAAAAAUUGAUAGAGAGGGUGAGAGACUCCAUGAACCAGAAGCUAGUCCACCGCAAAUGUACCAAAUAAUGCUGCGUUGCUGGGCCCGGGAUCCUCUCGAAAGACCUAGUUUUACAUCUUUGAGGGAACCUCUAACUAGUAUGGUUCCCUCGGUGAUGAAAGCGCUUAAUCGAUUCGAAGAUAUCGGUAAAAUGUCAAUUGAAUCGGGCGAUCAAAUUGUGAUAAUCGACGGCCGACCGGAGAAUUAUUGGUGGAAAGGUCAGAACCAACGAACCUUUCAAGUUGGAUUCUUUCCGCGGUGCCUCGUCGAUCCAAUGAGGCGGAAACAACCGGAGGAUAUCAGCAAGCCACUUGAAAACUCCUUUAUUCAUACCGGACAUGGAGCUCCUUUCGGAAAAAGUUGGGGCAGUCCUAUUUUUAUUGAUGACGUUUAUCUUCGAAAUCCUAUGGAACCACCGGACAUCGUCGGCACAACGUCGACAGAUCCUUUGAAGAAGAAGUUUUCGGCUGGGACUCCGCGCUCUCGGAAGCAAUUUAACUAUAAUAAAUUCCAAAAUGAUCUAAGAUCUAGUCCUAUCAAGGCGGCGAAAGUUACCUUACCCGGAACUAGUCAAGAAGGAAGUCUCAUAGACCUCUCCCCGGAAGAGCUCGCAAAUGCCGCCACGCUGUCUUCUCAAUCCGAAACUGCGUGUCGAAGGGUCGUUAAUAUUCUCGAUGAACCGAUUGAGGUGGAAAGAGCACAGCAGGAUUACUGGCAGGAGGACGAUCCCAGAACUUAUGCCAACUUUCCUGGAAAUGAAGAUCAUCAAGAUUCCCAGCCGGAUCCUUUUGACACGUCACGAGUUUUUGUCAAUCCAUCUCAGUCUCGAUAUUAUAGCGCCGUCACUCCUGACAUCGCUAGUCAUUAUUUGAAAGCCUCACAACAACCAUACAGUAAUGCUCGAAACGACGAGAUUCCCAGCCAAAGCGGUGUUUCGAAUCAAUACUCUCGUGAGAAUAGUGGAGAAUUCAGUCAACAUUCCCUUAACUUGAACAAAGACAUUAGAAGCGAAAACAUGAAUCUGAACGUUAAUGUCGAUGAUGAGGGAGAUCAUUAUAGUGAGAUUGACAAGGUUAGUCCCAGUCCAUCAACUUGGCCAGAAGAUUUGGAGAGCGGAGCUCAAACCUAUGUGAAUGUAUCGAGUCUUCCAGGAGCAAUAGGCCCUCCACCAUUACCUCCUCCAGUGGGUCCAAAUGAAAGUCCGCAGAAGCCCAAAUCGAAUGUCGAUCUUGCUCAAAGUAUGAAGGACUUGUCAAUAGAUGCUAAAUCUCAAACUUCUCCCAGAAAACUGGACCCGGCAUUUCUUGCAGAGUUGGAAAAGCACCUUGGAGAAAAGGAAGCUUCAAAGAACACGAAUGCUACUCAGCAGCAGCAACAGCAGUCAGUCGUUGCUUGUUUACCUUACGCGAGUAUUCCAAAAUCUCAAGAUAACUCUGGAGUUCCAGUGCUUCGGCCGCCUCCCCAGCCUGUUAAGUCCAAGUCGCCUCAGAACGAUCCACGCGCUGUAGUGAACAUCACCAACAAAGUACAGAACUCGUGGCAGUCGAAAAGUACUAAUAUUCAAAGACCGAGAAGUCAGCUAGGGCAAAUCGGUGCAAUACCAAAUACUCAAAUGCUUGAGAGCACAACCGACGCUAUUGUGAGCCAGAUGUGGCAACAGAGUCAGUCGCAAGCUCUGCCUUCUCCGAAUGUAUUUCCGAUUCAAACGAGUAUCCAGCAAACUCAAACAAUGCAGAUCUCCUUGCAAAGCAGCGCAAACCUGCUACAAAUAGCUCCUAGCAACUUAACGCAUGCACCAAGCAAUCUACAAAAUCCUCCGAGUGGUCUCCUAUCGCAGAAUCUCUCCACGAACCAGAACUAUUUUCAGCAACAGAAUUUCGCCCUACCGGUGCCAGAUCAAAAUGUUAAUCACAACAUAACUCAGUUACAGAAUGAUCUUCAGCAUACCUCAAAUACAAAUGGUCGAAUCAAUACUUUACCAAGACCUGCUUCGCAAUCAGGAGCAAUACUUUCUGAACAAGUAUACGCCGAGUUGAAGCAAACAGUACCGAAUCUCGAGCAACUGUCGCAAAGCGAGUUUAACACUCUUUAUAAUAAGACUGUUCAACAAAAUAUCCUCAGAAACUAUCACUCUAAUAAUGUAACUACGGCUUGCAACAAUGCGUGUGUAUCUAGUUCGAAUUACAAUUGUCAGCAGCAGACAAGUAUGAGUAUUACGAAUAGCCCUUCCCAGUCAAAUUUUCGUCAGGGUCAGACCUUGCCGAGAUCAUUUAAGCAGGAAAACCCCUAUGACUUCAGUCCUAGUUUAAAGCAACCGCCUGUCUACAAUCCCCCACCAGCUUGGUCGCCUCUGAAACCAGUCCAGAACGGAUUUAUUCCGAAUCAACCUGCCAAACAAAACACGAACGUAUGUGCCAAUCAAACUGGAAGCCCUAAUUUGAUGCAAUUCACGCCCACAAGAAUAUCUCAACCCUCGACCUCGUAUCCCUCUUCAACUGCACGUAGUUUGUUACCUCAGUUAAACGAGACGACGAUAAAUACGCAAUUGGCUCCUUCCUCUUCAGCUUACCCUUCAGGAAUCAGCCCUCCAUUGAGUGGAGCCUCCAAACAGUUGGUGAUGUCGCUUAAUGACGAGUUCAGAGCGAGUAAAGUUAUGAAAGUUCAGAAAGAAUCUAGUGAUGCAUCGCAGCAGGAAAUUUUGACGGCGCUUCAAGCCACUGGAUGGGACACCAGUCAAGCUGUCAAACAGAUUCUUAAAGACAGACAGGCAAAAGUGGAUUCCCUUAUACGAUUGGGAUUGGCAGAUAGACAACAGUGCGAAGGUGCAUUGAAACAGACUGAAUAUGAUGUAGAAUUAGCUGCAUCGUUCUUGCUGGAUCGGGCGAGGUGAAUAUCGUCUCUAGAGUUCGCGUUAAAAAAGCUGACUAAAACAAGUUUCAGCCAAGAAUUAACUUGUAAUUUCUAUCUAUUAGACUAUGUCUGCGUGUGAAUAACGAAAGAAUAAGAAAUUUGGGAACAUUGUUAUUGUAAACUGAAGUAGCAGACAUGGGAAAUUGUAAAGUUACUAAAUGUAUUUUACGUUCCGGGCCUUUUGUGGUGACUGAACUUGCUAAAACUUUCAGUUUAUCGACGUGCUUGAUUUUUCAAUUAGCCUAAUUUGUUACGCUGCAGAAAGAAACAUCUUCACUUUACUGUACUGCGUUUACUCCGAACAAGUAUUUAUUAUUAUUAUUAUUAUUAUUAUUAUUAUUAUUAUUAUUAUUAUUAUCGAUUGAAGCGUAUUAGGUAGAAAUAUUGAGCGCGCAGGCUUUUAAUUCAUUUACGUAAGGUCUUAUCGUAUGAAAGCACCGUAGAUGUCACAAUGACUCCGUCGAAUUGUUUCCCGAGGAGUUUUAAAUAGAUGGGUAGUGAUACUUUCUCAAUUCUCUAAAUUGAAUAUUAUUAUGAAGAUGUUAAGAAUCUUCAAAAUUUAAAGCAAAGGCAAUGCAAAGGGCCUCACUACCUAAACUGAAAAAUGAUCUAUAGGAUCUGCGCCAUGUUUUGAAAUUUUUGACGGAAAAGAAUUAUACUUUGGGAAUUUGAUACUGUGAUAUAUGCUGUUAACGGCACUAGGCGCUAUUGCUGAGGGACAAUUAGUUUGUUCAUCUUUCGUGAGAUAGACAACUAUUAAAAUACACGUGUACAGUAGCGACGGUUAAAGCUUAUUCCGUGGCAUGUAAAUAGGAAAAGGUUAGCGUAAUAUUUAAGAAUAUUGUCAAUACUCUGUACAUUGAUCGCGUGUUUCUGUGAGGCGCAGAAAAAAAUUCGAGAUUAUUUUAAGUCGACCAGGGUGUAGAGGAAAAUUCAGGUUCAUGCUGUCUUGAAUGGAAAAUACUCUUUCGUGUAAAGUGUUCGCUUUACUGAUCGUGCAUCGCUCGAAUAUGCUAUUUAUUUUUUGAUAAUUUUUUUUUUAUUUUCAAAGUACGUGCAUGAGAAUUAUCACUCGUGUCUUCCGAUUUCUAGGAAGCAGUGUAAUAAUUACGAUAUUCCUAUUCAAUUAUUUGAAAAGUAUUAUGGAUUCGGUCUCGGUAUUUAUUUGUCUCUUGCAUUUUCAACUUAUUUUUCAACAUUUGUAAUCAGGGCCUUUAUUUUUUCUGCUGCAACAUAAGCAGUAGUAAAUCUUUUGUCCUAGAAUUUUAAUGGAAGAUAUUUUUUAGAAUAAAAAUGUUGUUCCAUUUUGUAGCUACAAGAAACCUUUUUUACAGCUACUGUUUAUGUCUGUAAAACAGAGAAAAAUCAACGAACCAACAAUAUACUUUUAGUUUUAAAUGUAGUCUACGACAAUUUUAGGAUCAGUCAGUAUACUUGACGCUGAUGGAUGAAAUUUAACAAAUAAUGAAUCAUCCUUCAAUCAUUGGUUGCAAUAUUUUUCAAGAUUCAUGAAUUCGAAUUUAAAAUUUAAAUUGUUUUAUUAUUUCGUAACCACUAGUAAGGCAAUUUAUUGUUGUACAAUUGAAUUCCCUACGGAUGCGAAUUUUCAUAAAGCAGCGUUAAUAAUUGAUCGAUUUACAUCGUAUUCUGAUAACAUGUCUGAUUGUCUGCGUACAUCCUGAAGUGCAGGAUGAAAUGGGAGGCUGCGGCGCAAUACUAGGGUUCCCUUUUCGAUUAGACCUUUCCUAAAACCGUACACGUCUACUGUCAUUGUAUUACCUUUGAUAAUUUGUUUUUUAGUGUCACGGAAAGUUUUAUCGGAUUGUUUGUUCAAGAGAAAUAAUAUUUUUAUCGCUGCGAGUUUAUCGAGUUUGCAGAAUAUACAUGGAGUAAAUAAAAAUGUUAUCAGAAAUUUAAAAAAUCGGUCGAUUCUUGAUGAGAUUCAGUAAUGUUUCCAUUUUUUUUAAACUAAUGAGAGCCGUAGCCAAACGAAAUUUCAUAAUAUUCUUGUCGAGCCAUGCCAAAUGUUACGUUAUGUCUAUAUAUUUACUUGCGUAUGGACGUGUCAAAACUUGUAAAACAACGUAUUGCAAAUACACAACCCUAUACUCGUUA